AUGAAGAACUUGAUCCUCGUAGCGGCCACGCUCAUCAACGCAGCGCUAGCUCAGAAUGUCAGUCGCGGCGCCGCGAUGAUGCGCUUCGCAUGUUCUCAACUCACCGUCGAGCGACUGGACCCCUUGGUCAACCCUGGAGUCAUUGGAAGUCCACAUACCCACCAAAUCGUUGGAGGAAACAGCUUUCAGGCUGACAUGAAGCCUAUGGAGUACGAUCUGGUCGAGAAGAGUACUUGUACAACGUGUACUUUCAGCGAAGACUUCAGCAACUACUGGACUGCAGCGUUGUACUACCGCGCACCUCAAAAUGGCACUUACAAACGUGUCCAGCAGUUCCCCAAUCUUGGGCUAAACCAGAGAGGCGGUAUGACGGUGUACUACAUACCUCCGUAUGAUGGCUUCAGCAACGUGACUGCGUUCAGACCCGGUUUCCGUAUGCUCGCUGGCAAUCCAAUUCUUCGCAAUACGACUGGCGAAUCCCGCGGCAUCUGCCAUCGCUGCAUUUACAAGGACUCACAGCCCUUUGGUGGCGCUCCAUGUACAGGGGAAGAUACGACAUUCCUCCCCAACCGCAUGUGCGAAGGUGGUAUUCGUACCCAAGUCACCUUCCCUACAUGCUGGGACGGCGUCAAUUUGGACUCACCGGAUCACCAGAGCCACGUCGCAUAUGCAGAGAUCCCGUAUGAGCCAUAUUUUCCGCCCAUGGCAACAUUUCCGUAUACACCCGAGCAGCAGAGGGGCAAGUGUCCAGAGGGCUAUCCCGUGCAGCUUCCGCAAAUCAUGUAUGAGGUCAUGUUCGACACGACCCCAUUCAAUACCCCUGAGAUGUGGGGCGAGGAGGCGACGCAGCCUUUUGUGUUCAGUAUGGGCGAUGCGACCGGCCAUGGUAAUCAUGGUGAUUAUAUGUUUGGUUGGAAGGGCGAUGCGCUGCAGCGAGCGCUGGACGCACGGUGCAGUAACGAUGAAUGUAGCGAGUUGGACAGGCAGAGCGACGAAGACGCGAUGAAGUGCAGUAUUCCGCAAACGGUGGUUGAGGAUGUCGACGGAUCUGAGACAUGGUUGAAGAGCUUACCUGGUGGAGUGCAGAUCAACGAUGGCAUGUAG
Molecule: messenger RNA, 1104 nt
Organism: Alternaria ethzedia
Lineage: Eukaryota; Fungi; Ascomycota; Dothideomycetes; Pleosporales; Pleosporaceae
Exons: 5
Coding region: 1-1104 (367 amino acids)
Source: RefSeq, a predicted model, not a curated record